Molecule: messenger RNA, 1145 nt
Organism: Vespa mandarinia (Asian giant hornet)
Lineage: Eukaryota; Metazoa; Arthropoda; Insecta; Hymenoptera; Vespidae
Gene: eIF3i
Product: eukaryotic translation initiation factor 3 subunit I
Biological process (GO): cytoplasmic translational initiation
Cellular component (GO): eukaryotic translation initiation factor 3 complex, eIF3m; cytoplasm
Molecular function (GO): translation initiation factor activity; RNA binding; protein binding
Source: RefSeq, a predicted model, not a curated record
AUCAUUUUCCUUAACAUAUAGCAAACGAAUCUAACCUUUAUAUACUUCGUGGUUUAAUCGUAGUCUAGAAACAUAGCUUAAACGUGUAAUCCAAGGAAGAUACAAUAUUACUUAUUCAAUACGAAUAAAACGACUUGUCUUUAACAAAAUGAAACCAUUAAUGUUACAUGGACAUGAACGUGCUAUUACAAAAAUAAAAUAUAACAGAGAAGGUGAUUUGGUAUUCUCAGCUAGUAAAGAUAAAAAACCAAAUGUUUGGUAUUCUUUAAAUGGUGAACGUCUUGGAACAUUUAAUGGACACAAUGGAUCAGUAUGGUGUAUAGAUGUUAAUUGGGAUACCACUAGAUUUUUAUCAGGAAGUGGUGAUAAUACAUUAAGAGUAUGGGACUGCGAGACUGGUAAAGAAAUUGGACAAUUGCAAACUAAUAGUUCUGUAAGGACAUGCGGUUUCAGUUAUUCGUCAAAUCUUGCAGUUUAUUCUACCGACAAAGCAUUAGGUCAUCAAUGUGAAAUGUUCAUUAUGGAUAUUAGAAAUGUCGAUACUAAUAUGUCACAAGAACAUGCAAUUUCUAGAAUCUCUGUGCCUGGACCAAGAAUAUCUGCUAUUUUAUGGGGUGCUUUAGACGAAACCAUUAUUACAGGCCACGAAGAUGGUGAAAUUACCCUUUGGGACGUUAGAAUGGGAAAGAAGUUGACCAGUACGAAAGGUCAUAAAUCUCAAAUAAAUGAUAUGCAAUGUAACAAAGAUGGAACGAUAUUUGUUACUGCGUCGAAAGAUAAUAUGGCUAAAUUAUUUGACAGUGAGUCAUUGAUGUUAUUAAAAACUUAUAAAACGGAAAGGCCCGUCAAUUCGGCUACAAUAUCACCUAUUUUGGAUCAUGUAGUUUUAGGUGGUGGCCAAGAUGCCAUGGAUGUAACUACGACAUCAGCUAGGCAAGGAAAAUUUGAUUCGCGUUUUUUCCAUCUUGUAUUCGAAGAAGAAUUUGCAAGAUUGAAAGGUCACUUUGGUCCAAUUAAUUCUUUAGCCUUCCAUCCAAAUGGUAAGAGUUUAUCAACCGGUGGAGAAGAUGGAUAUAUUCGAAUUAAUACAUUUGAUCAAUCCUAUUUCGAUUUUCAUUUUGAAUAUUAAUUGGAUCAAUGAAAAG